AUGGAAAGAAACAAUCAGACAGUUAUCACAGAAUUUGUUCUCCUGGGAGUGUCUGGCCUUCCAGAACUACAGGCCUUGCUGUUCCUUGUAUUCCUAAUGAGCUACAUUACUGCACUGACAGGAAACCUUCUCAUCUUUACCUUGACAUUGGCAGAUUCUGCUCUCCACACACCCAUGUAUUUUUUCCUCAGGAAUUUGUCCUUCCUGGAGAUCUCUUACACCUCGGUAACCCUCCCAAAGAUGCUGGCCAACCUCAUCUUGGAGGAUAAAACCAUCUCAUUCACUGGCUGUGCCACACAGAUGUAUUUCCUUCUAUUUCUUGGCGGCACAGAAUGCUUCCUCUUGGGCGUCAUGGCAUAUGACCGCUACGCUGCGAUAUGCCAUCCCUUACACUACACAUGUAUCAUGAAUAACACAAGGUGCACAGUAAUGGCUGCUGUGUCAUGGUUGAGUGGUAUAUUCAUGUCCUUUGUCCACAUCUCAGUCAUUUUUAUCUUACCUUUUUCUGGCUCCCAUGAAAUCAAUCAUUUUUUCUGUGACAUCCCCCCAGUCCUGAAGCGGGCCUGUGGAGACACUUUCUUGAAUGAAAUUGUGGUCUUUGUGUCUGCCCUUAUAUUCAUAACAUUUUCCUUUGUCUUGAUUCUGGUGUCAUACCUUCUUAUCAUCAUUGCUAUCAUGAACAUGCCCUCAGCUGAGGGUAGGCAAAAGGCUUUCUCCACCUGCUCCUCACACCUGGUGGUGGUGACAUUGUUCUACGGGGCUGGCAUUGUUAUGUAUCUGCGCCCUAAUUCUGCAUAUGCCCCAGAUAUGGACAAACUGCUCUCUCUCUUCUACACAAUCAUAACCCCCAUGUUAAAUCCUAUCAUAUACAGCCUGAGGAACAGGGAAGAAGUGAAAGGGGCUCUGAGAAGGGUGAUAGCCAGAAUGUGCUUUCUGAACUCUGGGAGAUAA
This is a messenger RNA of Alligator sinensis (Chinese alligator), 951 nucleotides long. RefSeq names its product olfactory receptor 10A4-like. NCBI's taxonomy places the organism in Eukaryota, Metazoa, Chordata, Crocodylia, Alligatoridae. The transcript has 2 exons. The coding region runs from base 1 to 951 and encodes 316 amino acids. Gene Ontology annotation, cellular component: membrane. Gene Ontology annotation, molecular function: G protein-coupled receptor activity; olfactory receptor activity. The record is from RefSeq and is a predicted model, not a curated record. Gene Ontology annotation, biological process: G protein-coupled receptor signaling pathway.